AUGAUGAAGAUCCCUAGCGAGGAGACACGCGGACUCACUUGGUACAAAAGCGCCACGUACCAAGGAACUAUCUACGUGAACGUGAAGUCCGAGGAAAAGAAAGCGACGUGCAAGCUGAAUGAAGGUAGAUGGGAAGUGGGAGACUUAUUAGAGCUGAAUUGGGGAUGGGCUUACUCAUGUUCUCAUUGUGUGAUAGAGAACGUGUCCUACCGUCAGCGCCGCUGCUCCGGGACGUGGACCGGCCCUGCCUACCGUUAUGAUCGUAGGAAGAUCGACUGGUAUGACUCGGAAAAAGAACUAUGGACGACUUUGAAGGGUUUAGAAAGAGUGCACUGGACGUUAUUCUCUACUAGAGGUCGUGUUAUAUUAACGGAUUAUGGUGGGAAGAGGGCUGUUUUGUGGGAAGAGAAUGUGCCUACUAUUAAGGAGACGAAAAUUUGGUGUGCAGAAAUCGCGGUUGAUAAACGCCAAAAAGGAGAGAUUUGGGGAAUGCUGGAGUGGUGUGACGUUGUGUAUACAGCCAAUGAUAGAGAUAGUUUAGUGCAUGCUCUUACUACUACCAUUUGA
This is a messenger RNA of Microthlaspi erraticum, 567 nucleotides long. The record is from the annotation of a GenBank genome assembly. NCBI's taxonomy places the organism in Eukaryota, Viridiplantae, Streptophyta, Magnoliopsida, Brassicales, Brassicaceae.